GAUUCCAAGAUGGCAGCGCCCACGCGUUGGAGGGUGAAACGGUCUAUAAAAGCGAAGACGUGUCGUCAAACGCGUCACCGUGGAGCCACAAACGCCAUCGGCGGCAUGUGAAAAACCCAUUUGCCAUGGAGAGCAAAAAGGAGAAAUUGAUAUUCCUAUCGGUCAUAAAAAGAGAAAGAAAAGAUCGAAUGUCGGGCACGAAGCUCCUAUCUAAUCGAGCUCCUCUUUCCUCCGUCCGUGUAGCACUCUUAAGAGGAACUCGUACGUGUAGCACUCUUAAAAGGAACUCGUAUCGCAUUCUGGUCGCCGAAACCUUCGCGUCGUAAUCGAAGGAUGAACCUCUGCAGGCUCUUCGCCGUGCUACUGCUAGGAUGUCUAAGGUUCGCUGCCUCAUUGCCGCCCGUCCUGAAGGAAAUCCAUUUGCCUAAUGUUGAGGUAAGCUUCGCAUCGCUGCCCUCAAAUUCGGACCCAUCUGUCCAAGACAAAAACAAACUGCCGAGUCACCCAGUCGUAGUCGGAGACACCGGCGCGACGAACGGGCCUAGCGGACCAAUCAACACAUCGCAGAAGGAGAAACUAGUCAUUACCGUUGAGAGGACGUCCAACAGUACAUUGCAGAUUUCGCAGGGCGGUCCGCAGUGUUCCGAGGGCACCUCUCCAGAAGGGAAGAAAUGCGUGGCGAAAGGAGCGCUGGAAACGCUGCUAUCCGUAGCGGACGAGCUCAAGAGAUAUCUGGGAGACCAGACUGGUUCGCCCCGGGAUCAGACUACGCUCGUUACGACUGAAACGCCCGCAGGGACAACUUCGACAGUUCCACCUAAGAUCGACACCAAGCUCUACAGGCCGGAGCAUAGCGGGUGCGACGUCCACAGAUGCAGGUCUCCGAAUUGCGCUUGCAGCGGGGAACUGCCACCGGGAGGACUGACGAUACAGGACACGCCGCAGUUCGUGAUGCUCACCUUCAACCACACUGUUCACCGAGGCAACAUGCCGUUCUUCAACAAGCUUCUCGGCGGAUCCCACAAUAGGAAUAAGGCGACGGGUUGCGACGUCUUGGCCACCUUCUUCGUUUCCGCCGACGUGGAUUACAAGCUCAUGAACGACUUGUACCUUAUGGGCAACGAGAUCGCUCUUCACACCAUCAGCAACCGAAACGACCCUGACUUCUGGAAGUCCCUGAGCCCGGAAGAAUGGGGUCGCGAAGUCGACGACCAGCGGAAGAUGCUGAAGGUGUUCGGCAACAUCGCAGAACGGGACUUGAAGGGGUUCAGUGGUCCUUUCCUCAACACCGGCGGAGAGAACGGGUUCAAGGCGCUCCAAAGCAACGCAGUCGAGUACGACAACUCGCUCGUCCACCUGAGGCGCCGCGGUGAAGACUAUCCGCUGUAUCCUUACACACUGGACUUCGGAUUCAAGAUGCCGUGCGUCGUCGAACCCUGCCCUCAAGACCCCUAUCCUGGACUCUGGGUCUUUCCCGUCAACGUGUACCUCAAGAGCGAAGUAGUUGACGGGCAAGACCGCGAGGUACCCUGUCCCAUCGGAGCCGCGUGCGAGCCGCAGCCGACCACCGCCAUCGACACGCUCAAUUACCUGAGGUCUCACUUUGAGCAGCACUACAACACAAACAGGGCACCGUUCCAACUUUCCCUGAGUGAAGAGUGGCUGAAGGAUCCCAAGCGCCAAAAGGGCUACAUGGUUUUCGUGAAAUGGCUACUGCAGAAGGAAGACGUCCACCUGGUUACUAUGUCCCAAGCCCUCGAGUUCAUGAGGAAUCCGGUGCCUCUGAGCAGAUACAACCAGCGUCAAUGCGAAAGGCACGACGAUAGGACACCCUGUUCCAAACCGACGAAGUGUUCGUACCCUACCACUCCGCUGGGCCACUUCCGGUUCAUGAACACUUGCUCGGGUCCGUGCCCGCCAAACUUUCCGUGGCUGAAGAAUCCUCUUGGACAUUGAACGCGCGUCUACCGGCAUGUUUAUAGCGUUCAAAAGGCACGUUUGCGUUCAACGAUAAAUGUAUUUGUAGAUGAUCUUUUCUCUGGAGAUGCUUCAUCCCUCAUGCGAGGCAGUUGCUACUGUUGGAAAACAAUAAAGCUGCAACAGUAAGAAA
Messenger RNA from Ixodes scapularis (black-legged tick), 2110 nucleotides. Its product is annotated as chitin deacetylase 7-like. The transcript is spliced from 3 exons. Gene Ontology annotation, biological process: carbohydrate metabolic process. The coding region runs from base 334 to 1956 and encodes 540 amino acids. Lineage: Eukaryota; Metazoa; Arthropoda; Arachnida; Ixodida; Ixodidae. The record is from RefSeq and is a predicted model, not a curated record.